This is a messenger RNA of Linum tenue, 613 nucleotides long. NCBI's taxonomy places the organism in Eukaryota, Viridiplantae, Streptophyta, Magnoliopsida, Malpighiales, Linaceae. The record is from the annotation of a GenBank genome assembly.
AAGCGAUGAUGUCUGGAAGAAGGAGAAGCGGAAAAAGGACGCCGGAACGGAGGGGGUGGUCCGUUUGGGUACGAUGGAAUUCACGACUUCCCGUGAGAUGUUUCAAACUGUCAAAGGGUGGAUGACCGAUAGUUAUCUAAAUUUCCCCGUCGUCCAUAGGAUCGUGCCGAGCUUGCUGGACUUGGUGAAGAAGGGUCAUCCCGAGCCACAUAAAAUGAUUGGUUGUGGGGUCGAUUCAUUUCGAGUCCGAAACGACACGAUGUGCAGCCACUUCCGCACCUUCUUUAUCGUUAGGAAAGAUGAUUCGACCGCAGAUUUCUGCUUCAGGACCUGUGUAAACAACAUCCUUCCAUUACCCGAGGAUUUGAAAGAUCAAGGGGGUGUUGUUGUUGCUGUUUGUGCAUGUCAUAUAGCAGGAGGCAUGGGUCGUUUGCGUGCUGAUAGAGUGGCAGAGGAACUUGAAAGGCUUACACGAGAACAAAAUGCUAGGCUAGAUGAGGAGGAGAGGAUGGGAAGGCUCAACACCGUCAUCUUGGGUUCGAAGAAAUUCUAUUACUCCACGCAAUUGUAUAGAUACUUUUACUCGUUGCUUAUGAGGUCCCCACUUAAUUAG